AUGAGUGGCAGACGGUUGAAUAUGAAAACCUCCCUGAGGUCUGUUUCAGGUGUGGAAAGAUUGGCCAUGAAGCGGGAACAUGUCCGUCUAUUAAACCGGUUGUAG
Molecule: messenger RNA, 105 nt
Organism: Linum tenue
Lineage: Eukaryota; Viridiplantae; Streptophyta; Magnoliopsida; Malpighiales; Linaceae
Source: the annotation of a GenBank genome assembly